Messenger RNA from Neurospora tetraspora, 1473 nucleotides. Its product is annotated as major facilitator superfamily domain-containing protein. NCBI's taxonomy places the organism in Eukaryota, Fungi, Ascomycota, Sordariomycetes, Sordariales, Sordariaceae. The coding region runs from base 1 to 1473 and encodes 490 amino acids. Gene Ontology annotation, biological process: transmembrane transport. Gene Ontology annotation, molecular function: transmembrane transporter activity. The transcript is spliced from 4 exons. The record is from RefSeq and is a predicted model, not a curated record.
AUGGUGUCCUCCGGUCUCUCAGACGAGUUCCCUCCCGGCUUGCCGCACCGGGAUAUGAGUGAAGUCGAACCUCAAAAAGACCAGCCACAUCCAGUAAAAUGGUACCGGUCAUCAAUGUUCAACAUUACCAUAGUCGGUCUCUGCAGUUUCUCCUGCCCUGGCAUCUGGUCCGCCAUGAACUCCCUCGGUGCAGGCGGAGCCGCUUCUCCUAAUCUCAUCAACGCCGCCAACGCCAUCACUUUCUGUCUCAUGGUACUCUCCAGCUACCUGUCCAGUGCGUUGAUGUACUUUAUUGGUGUCAGGGGUGCUUUGAUCUUUGGCUGCAUCGGCUACGCCCCCUUCGCCGCCGGCCUCUAUACCAACAACCGCUACGGCAACGAAUGGCUUGUCCUCCUCGGUGCCGCCCUCUGCGGUAUCUCGGCCGGCGUCUUCUGGGCCGCCGAAGCCUCCAUCGCCAUCGCCUACCCCGAGCCCUGGAACCGUGGCAAGGCUUUGGGCUACUGGCUCUCCUUCAAGCUAUUCGCUCAGAUGCUAGGCGGUGCCAUCAACCUCGGUCUCAACGCCAGCAACGACCAAGCCGGCCAGGUGUCUUAUACCGUGUUCUUAGUUUUCAUCGCCAUCCAAGCUACUGGCCCGUUUAUCGGCUUCCUGCUCAACAGUCCCGACAAGGUAGAACGCAAGGACGGCAAGAAGGUGGACUUGACGAUCACCCAGAAUCCAUGGUUGGAGAUUAAGGCUACCACCAAGCUCUUCUUCACCAAGAAGUUCCUUCUCCUUCUCCUCUGGAUCGGCAACGCCGUCUUCUCCGAGUCCGUCUUCUUCACCUACUUGGCCAUGUGGUUCUCUGUCCGUUCGCGGGCUCUGGGGUCGUUGAUGUCGGGCAUUGUUCCCGUUAUUGGCGGAAAUAUUCUGGGGUACUGGUUGGAUCGGGAUAGCAUCUCGUUGAAGAUCAGAAGCAGAGUGGCGUUCUGGACGCUGGUGAUCAUCCAGGGCGCGUGGUGGACGUGGGCGACGGUGUUGGUGACGAGGUUCAAGGAGACGAAGCCGACUUUUGAUUGGACGACGCCUGGGUUUGGAGCGGCUUUUGGAGUGUUUGUGUUUCUGGCCAUGGGCUUUCAACUCAACUAUUUGUUUUUGUACUUCAUCGUUCACAACAUCGCCGAGAGCGAUGAGGAGAUUAUCCGCUAUGCUGCCCUCAUCCGCGGUACUGAGUCCGCUUGGGAGGCUCUCAGCUACGGACUGGAGUCUUUGACUUUGUUCACUGAGGCUGGCGGUGUGUACAUGAGCUUUGCCAUCUGGGCAGUGGCCAUCUACCCUGCUUGGCAUCUGCUCAGACACUUCGGCGUUCAUAGGCCUUUGGUUGGAGACGAAUCAUAUCCGGCGAUUAUUGACCGAAUGAAUGAGAAGGGCGUCAUUAGCUCGAAAACAAGUUCGGGUGAUGAGGCAGGUAAUGAAAAGACGGUAAAGGCUUGA